Boleophthalmus pectinirostris (great blue-spotted mudskipper) is the source of this 924-nucleotide messenger RNA. It is a transcript of the gene or95a1, whose product is annotated as odorant receptor, family 95, subfamily A, member 1. The record is from RefSeq and is a predicted model, not a curated record. Bases 1 to 924 code for a protein of 307 amino acids. The transcript has a single exon. Gene Ontology annotation, biological process: G protein-coupled receptor signaling pathway. Lineage: Eukaryota; Metazoa; Chordata; Actinopteri; Gobiiformes; Gobiidae. Gene Ontology annotation, cellular component: membrane. Gene Ontology annotation, molecular function: G protein-coupled receptor activity.
AUGUUUAACUUAAGUGACUUUCAACCCAACAACACGGCUCACUAUGAGCUCCCUGUCAUUAUAAAAGUGUCUAUUGUAAUCCCACUGACUUGUAUGUUUCUUGGUUGUAUAGCUGUCAUGCUGCACACCUUUGCAUCCCAUCGACAGUUCUUGGAGACAUCUCGGUACAUCCUUUUUGCCUACAUGCUGAUCAAUGAUGCCUUUCAAGUCAUAUCCUCUGUUGUCUUGUUUGCUCUUUUUGUGUGUCAAAUUAAGUUCCCUCUUUUCUAUUGUAUCCCUUUACUGUUUGUAUCUACUGCUACUUUCCAAAAUACCCCCUUGAUUCUUGCUGCUAUGUCUCUUGAACGAUAUGUUGCCAUAGUCUAUCCCCUUCAGCGUCCAUUAGCUUGGCGUUCUGACCGGAUUUGGGUUAUCAUUUUGGCUUUGUGGAUUAUUAGUUGCCUAUUUCCCCUCAUAGACUUCUCCAUUGGCAAGCAAGACCCAAAUCUGGACCCUUUUUCUACCCCGGUUUUAUGCAAAUCUGCUGAGCUGAAUACUAGUCCUAUUCAAAUGCUUUUUAAAGCUGUGAUAUUUAUAAUUUUCUUUGCAGUGGUAGCAAUCAUUAUCCUGUUUACUUAUGUGCGCAUCCUAUUGGAAACAAGGAAGUUAAGGCAGGACAGGGCGUCAGUAAACAAAGCAAUGCACACAGUGGUAUUACAUGGAUUUCAGCUUGUCCUGUGUGUCCUGGCCUUCACUCACCCCAUAACAGAGUCACUGGUUAAGGUUCACGGAUGGCAGCCUCAGGAUAUGGCCUUUUUCAAUUACUUUACCUUUAUCCUUAUCCCACGCUUUCUCAGCCCGCUCAUCUACGGAUUCAGGGACCAGAAUCUCCGGGCCUGCAUCGGGAAGUCACUCUUGUGCUGCUCACGCAAAGUCAGUCCAUAA